Trichogramma pretiosum is the source of this 899-nucleotide messenger RNA. Its product is annotated as trypsin delta/gamma-like protein CG30031. Gene Ontology annotation, molecular function: serine-type endopeptidase activity. Gene Ontology annotation, biological process: proteolysis. Lineage: Eukaryota; Metazoa; Arthropoda; Insecta; Hymenoptera; Trichogrammatidae. The record is from RefSeq and is a predicted model, not a curated record. The transcript is spliced from 2 exons. The coding region runs from base 38 to 829 and encodes 263 amino acids.
UCAGUGCACAGUGCAGAAGAACAACAACCGACUCACGAUGUAUUCGAUCGCUGUCGUCGCUCUCCUCCUCGCCGCCACAGUCGCCGGCGAUCUCGUACGCGAAUCGAUGAUCAACCCUUUCACGCCCCAGGGUCGAAUCGUCGGUGGCAAGGAGACGACGAUCGAGGAGCACCCGUGGCAGGUGUCGAUCCAGUCCCGCGGCUUCCACUUUUGCGGUGGCAGUCUCAUCUCCAAUAACAUCGUCCUGACGGCCGCUCACUGCACCCAGAGCUACCCGGCCAGCUCGACCAACGUCCGAGUCGGCAGCUCGAGGACCGCCUCCGGUGGCUCUCUGCACCAGGUCGCCGAGAUCAUUCGCCACGAGGCCUUCAGGAUCAAUCUCUUCGGCAUCCCCAAGAACGACAUAGCCCUGCUGAAGCUCAAGACCCCGGUCGACCUGACCAAGAUCGCCCGCUCGGUGCCGCUGUUCAACAAGUCCGAGGAGGCCGUCGAGGGCACGCCGGCCACCAUCUCCGGCUGGGGCACCCUGACCGAGGGCGGCAAAACCCCGGCCGUGCUCCAGACGGUCGACGUGCCGAUCAUCGACAAGGACACCUGCAGCGCCGCUUACAUCAUGUGGGGCGGAGUACCCAGAGGCCAGAUCUGCGCGGCUUACCCAGCCGGAGGAAAAGACACCUGCCAGGGAGACUCUGGUGGCCCACUUGUGAUCAAUGGCCGCCAAGCCGGUGUCGUUUCUUGGGGCAAUGGCUGCGCCAGGAAAGGCUACCCCGGAGUCUACACCGAGGUGGCGUCGUACCGCGAUUGGAUCAGCAAACACGCCAAAGUUUAAAUAUUACAUCUUAUGUUAAUUAUAUAGCUCAAUUUAAAUUGUACAAAUGUGGACGAAUAUGAGAAAUAAA